This is a messenger RNA of Ylistrum balloti, 4182 nucleotides long. Its product is annotated as protein Wnt-16-like. Gene Ontology annotation, molecular function: cytokine activity; frizzled binding. Lineage: Eukaryota; Metazoa; Mollusca; Bivalvia; Pectinida; Pectinidae. The transcript is spliced from 4 exons. The coding region runs from base 179 to 1258 and encodes 359 amino acids. The record is from RefSeq and is a predicted model, not a curated record. Gene Ontology annotation, cellular component: extracellular region. Gene Ontology annotation, biological process: canonical Wnt signaling pathway; cell fate commitment; neuron differentiation.
CGUAUCGAGUCUGGCGAUGAGAAGGACUGAAUGAGUUACCAUCGGGUUAUCAUAUAGAUUGUGUUGAAAUGUGACGGGUCCACAGCACGAGAUUUUAACUCGCCCAAAUGUGUCUGUUUUCAUCGUAUACGGAGUUCGUUCGAUCGCUAUGGUGGCCCUACCUGUACUUUAAGUGAAAAUGAGGAUUUCUCGUUGGAGUUUCCAAGGUUGGAUUACACUAUAUGGAGUACUUGUAUUAACAUGGACUCCGUCGUUUUCUCUCGACAGCUGGAUGCACUUGGGUGUGUCGUCACUGGCCGCUGUCCCCCAGGACCGCGGCACGUGUAGCUCAGUCCCGGGGCUGGUGGAUUUACAACAACAGGAGUGUCUUAAAAACCCCGAGUCUAUUUUGUGUGUGAGCCGGGGCGCUAAGGCGGCCAUCACAGAAUGCCAGAAACAGUUUAAAUUCGAACGUUGGAAUUGUACAACGUCCCAGAACUACAGUGUAUUUGGACCAGUUUUAAAGAAAGGAACAAGAGAGACUGCAUUUAUAUAUGCUAUUUUGAGCGCUGGAGUUGUGCACGCGGUGACGACAGCCUGUAGUCUUGGCAACUUGACGGACUGCUCGUGCGAUACGUCACGGUACGGCGAGCACACGGUGGAGGGGUGGAAGUGGGGAGGGUGUAGUGACAAUAUUCAUUAUGGAGUGUCAUUUAGCAAACGUUUCGUCGACGCCCCGGAAACGCUGAUGCAUCAAAGUUCGCAGAAUCUGCGAAAUAAAAUGAAUCUACACAACAACGAAGUUGGACGUCAGGUCAUAGAAGGGUCAAUGAAACUUCGGUGUCGUUGUCACGGUGUCUCUGGAUCAUGCGCAGUGCAGACAUGUUGGAAAAGUCUGCCGGAUUUCCAUCAGAUUGGCGAAAAACUGAAAACAAAAUAUGAAUGGUCAGUAAGGAUUGCAAGACGAGCACGAAACAGACUUCGAAGGCGUGACAAGACCAAAAGGAACGUACCAGUGGAGGCAGAUAAUCUAGUAUACGUCCAUCGGUCCCCGAAUUACUGUCGAUCAAACCCUAAAAAGGGUAUUCUUGGAACACGGGGCCGUUUGUGCAACAAGACUGUGAGUGGUCCUGAAAGCUGUGACUUACUCUGUUGUGGGAGGGGCUAUAAUACUCAAGUGCUGAGACACGUGGAGCGCUGUCACUGUAAAUUUAUAUGGUGUUGUGAUGUGCAGUGUAAGAAAUGUGAAACGCUCAUCGACAAAUACACAUGUAAAUGAUAUUGACGUAAGAAGGUGAUGGACAGUUGUUAAAAAUGUGAUUCAGGGCCCAAAACGUACUUACCAUGUCUUUUUUCGACGUCAAAUCGGAUUUGCUGUCAUGUGUGAAAACGACAAAACACGCGGACAAGUUCGGUUCUGAUAGGCAUGUCAGUAACAGCGACAGCGCAUGUCCAACGGAAAUGCUUCGUCGGGGUUGAUUCCAUGAUGCUUAAAAUAGCAUGCUCACGAACUUGUUGCCGCCGACGUAUAAUUUGAUAUAAUGUGAAAAAUGUUAUACUUUGUAACUCAACUUAGAUAAGAACGUAGCGUUUCAAUUAGGGCAAUGACUGGUUUUUUUUUUUAUUUCGUUGGUUAUGUGCAUUGUACACAAUUUAUUUUUUUUUAAAUUUUGUUAAAUGUUUUACAUUCAAUCACUAUUAACCAAACAUAACAUCACACCAUCAGUAAUUACUUGCUGUCAAAACAUCCAGUGCACGUAAAGUCGAGACAACAUGCGACCUUUUGAUGCCAGUGGAUAAAUGAGAUGUUCUGGUUUAUCUUUAACGAUAACACGAUAUUUUCAACAAGGAUGCAUGCUACUGUUACAAAUAUAGUUGUGAUUUUUGUUAGAAUAAUUUCCCUUGUUUUUAUAUGUCUAAUUAUGUAGGAUUAAUAUCAAUUGUUUUGUAAAUCGGCAUAAAAUGAGCUUAAUGUCGUCACGUAACAUUGCAUGUAUCUUCCACGGACAAAAAAUGUCUGAUAUACACUUACAUAUAAAGUAGAAUUAAGACUUGUUUCAUGCAUUUGUGCCCACAGUUAUUUAAGACUUGUUUCGUGCAUUUUUGCCCACAUAGUUAUUUUCAUGACCGGAACUCAUAUAAGAUAAACGUGACUUCAUGCGGCAACAUGUCAGUAACUCAACAACGAUUUUUUUUAGUUUGUCAUUCAUUUUUGUAACCGAAUAAGAUGUUGAUUGUAGAGGUCUUGCUGUCUAAAUCAAUCGAUACAGUAUAAUUAGUUAUACGCCAACAAUUAUAAUUAUCAAAGACAAAUGUGACAAGUGUUUAAUUAAUUUCAACCCUAUUAAUUUGACACUGUCACACCGUCAUACAAACUGCGCACAGGCAAACAUUUGUUUUAUUAUGUGGAGCAGUCAUUAUCUCGAUUUGGUGUCGUAUAAGUGUCAAGUGGACUAAUUGAGGGACCAGGGACCCAGUUUUCGGACUUUGGCGAUUAUGCCAAGAGGGUACCUGUCUGAUCAAAUCAAACAAGGGCACAGAAAGUCUUUAGGAGAUCCACUUCAUUUUGAUUUCAAACGACUGUUUUUAUCAUUCAGAUAAAAGAUAUUAUACCCUUGUAAUUGACUCGGUAUCCACGCUCUGCAAGCAGAGAGCAAUUAACAUGUGUAACGCUAGCAGUUUUAUUUGGCAUCGGCAUUACACAUAGCAAGUUGUGAUCAAAGGCAGCGAGUAAUGAAUUCUCCAGUUAUUACAACAUAAAGCCGGAAAGUCUCUCUCCGGCUCACAACAGUUGUUUAGGCACUGCCUUUGAAACGCGUAAAGCCCUAGUAAACCUACGUAAUUUAUGUCUUGGAAGAAUCCUUCUGUAUGAUCCGUUCUAGUCAAUUGGAAAACAGACGGACGAGAAAACGAACUAAGCUGAAUAGUGUUUUUCCAGUUGUGAAGUUUUAACUUUUGAAAAAUUAUACCUAGAUACAUUUGUGUGGAAACAGCUUGAGUAAAUAACAGAAAGGCAAUGUUUUUUUCACCAUGUACCAAUUAUAUAUACGAAUGAUAAUGCUUCAACUAUCAACUAACCACCGAUAUCAAACGGAAGCACCUGUCAUUAAACAUGGUCUCUCGUGCUAGCAAAUUCACAACACUUGUGUAAAUCUCUAAAGCGGCAAAUGACACCGUUAUCUCAGUUAAUCGAGGACACAGUCAGCCCUGUAGAUUUUUCAGAAGUUUUAGAAAAUACCGGAGAUUAAGUAACUGUAAAAAGACUUGAGAAUAAGCUCAUAAUAACUUGUGAAGCUAGAUGUUGCUUUAUAUAAGUGAUAUUUUCACAAACAUUAAACAACUCAGAAAUUAAGAAAUACCGUAUGAAGGACUUGAAAACAAAAAUUUCAUGUAAGUUCAUGUUUCCAUAUUUUGAUUGUAGUUCUCCUUGUGUCUAAAAUAUUUGAUUAUGAAAUAAAUAGUAAUUAUUUUAGAAAAUUGUAAACCGAUGCAGAAAGGAAACUUAAUGAAAAUAACCAUUUGUACGAUGGUCACAUUCAUGCACUUCUGAGACAGGUAUGGUAAUCAAGAUCAGAAAAGUCCCAGGAAAACUCAAAAUCAGAAGAUAUUUUGUAGACAACUUCGUAUGCUGAAAGAAUUCCGGGGAAAAUGUCGAAAUCCUUCAAUUACUAUUGGUCAGUAUCUGCAUCGUAUUGUUCACCUGAAAAUAAAAUCUUCCGUCGUUUGUUUCACGUCAAUUAAGAUUCGUCUAUUUUGUAAUUGCUAUCUUUUUGCAAUAUGAAGAAAUUAUCAAUAUUUCUAUAAAAUUGACUUUAAAAUAAAAAUCUUUGUCUGUGUAUGGCAGUAGAAAUGUACAUGUUUGAAAUUAAACAACUAAGCAUAUAAAAUCAAUCUGCAUUUGUAUAUACAUGUGUAUUUUCAACAAAUCGUAUCCAUUCACUUAUGAGCCCAAAACCACGAUUUUACUUAUAUCCCAAGCAAUGUUGUCUCAUCGUAAAUUAGGUUGUAAUUUUAUUCUUUGAAUUUUAAUUUAAUAAAAACACUACUUAUCAUCUUGCAUUGUAAAUAUAAACAUUUGAGAUUUGUAAAUAUACAGAAAAUAUUUUGUCAACUGUUUUUGUCAUAAUUACGAUAUUUACUGUAUGCAUGUACAAUUCACACCCAGUUGUAUAUUUAUACUUGCAAUAAUAUCUAAAACAAGGA